Messenger RNA from Knipowitschia caucasica, 1176 nucleotides. The record is from the annotation of a GenBank genome assembly. NCBI's taxonomy places the organism in Eukaryota, Metazoa, Chordata, Actinopteri, Gobiiformes, Gobiidae.
AUGUCUGAAAGAUCACUGAGCCCCGCGGAGUGCCAGAACCGGCCAUAUGAUUACAGCCGAGCCAACACUUGUCCUCAGGGCCAGGAGUCUUACCAGAUGCCCGGGCUCCUGACGGACCCUAACUUACUCUACAACAAGUCUGCAUACAGCGGAAUACCCUCUCAGGCCUUCUUUCCCUUUGGGCCGAUGGGUUGCGAGUAUCGCGGCCCGGAGCAGCAGCAGGCUGUGGACCUAGCUCAGCCCAAACCCUGGUACCCAUUCACAUCGCCCGAGUACGUGAGCCAGGUACCAAGCACAGGCAGCGGCCCCCAGCCUGCGAACCUGAGCCCCCCGAUCGCCCAGACCCCACAGGUCAAACUGCCCGACAUUAAAGUGAAGGAGGAAAAUGAGGACUACUCUGCGGAGGUGAAAAUCCAGCAGUAUGCGGCCCCAGCCAUGUCCCACGGAGUCUUCUACUCUACACCCUGGAACCCAACCUUUUGGCCCGGGAUCGCGCACAUACAGCCCCGGGAACACAACGGCAGUCAGAACCCUCCCACCCCGUCCUCUGCGUCCUCUCCCUCAAUGUCGCCGUCUCCUCCGAGCAGCGGGAACAAUGGGAACGCGUUCUUUGGCAGUGGAACCCCCUCACAGGCCGCCACAGCGCAGACACCGAACCCGUCCUCAUCAGGCCGGAGCAGCGGCUCCUCCAGCGGCGGCUGCAGCGACUCGGAGGAGGAGAGUCUCACCACAGAAGAGCUAGAGCAGUUUGCCAAAGAGCUGAAACACAAGCGCAUUACCCUGGGUUUUACACAGGCUGAUGUUGGGCUUGCUCUGGGGAACUUAAAGAGAAAACGGAGGACGAGUUUGGAAGGAGCAGUUCGUUCAGCUUUGGAGUCUUAUUUUGUGAAAUGUCCCAAACCGAACACGCAGGAGAUCACCCACAUCUCUGACGACCUGGGCCUGGAAAGAGAUAAGGGGAAGAGGCUGGCACUACCUCUGGAUGAAGAGUGUGAAGGGCAGUACUAUGAGCAGAGCCCUCCUCUCAACAUGGUGGCCUCUUCUCUCCCCAACCAGAGCUAUGCAGGACCUGGCUACACCGGAGCCACGUCUGCACUGUACAUGCCCUCUCUGCACAGGGCGGAUGUCCUGAAGCAGGCCUUGCACCCUGGCCUGGUGGGCCACCUGACUGGAUGA